AUGGCCGCCCGACCGACCAAGUCCCUGAUUGUCAAAUUGACCCUGUCUGCCGACAAGCUCAGCAAGUUUCCGGCGAGCCCUGAGCUGACGCGGAAGGACUCAACAUCGCGAAAGCCCUCCUCCACGUCGACCUCGACUCCGACUGCCACCGCGAACGAGCCGUCGUCCUCCGAGAACCCGUCCGAGUCGAACGCCACUCCAUUGCUGCCCAACUCGACCACCGCCUCGAGCUCUCUGGCGCCUCCUACAACUGGCGUAAAGCGAAAGGGCGUUCCUGGACCAAAGCCGGGCUCGAAGAGGGGCGCUGCCAACCUCACACCAGACGGCCUGCCAAAGCCUCGAGGCAAACCUGGCCCGAAGAAGAAGCCGCGACUCGGCGACCUCAUCAACGACCCUCUCGCCAAGGGCGCCUUCGCUGCUCCUGCUCCUAUCCAGAAGCUUGGUCCCAAGGCCAACCAGGGCGCCAUCAACGCCGGCCUUCGCGCACUCGAUCGCACUGGAAAGCCAUGCCGGAAGUGGGGAAAGAAGACUUUCGCCAUCAAGAGCUUCACGGGCGUCACUUGGACUGUCCCGACAUGGCGUGCUCCCAAGCGACCUGCCGUCGACUUCAAUGGCGACGUGAAGAGCGAUACCACUGCGUCUAGCGACACGAAGAUGAAGGAUGAGAGCAGUGCCAUCAGCGAGAAGAGCAACAGCGGCGGCGACUCCAGCACACCAGUCCCGCUCAAUGCCAACAUCUUGGCCUCUUCCCCUGUUCCGGCCGUGGUCGUGUCGUGA
This is a messenger RNA of Mytilinidion resinicola, 777 nucleotides long. RefSeq lists its product as uncharacterized. Gene Ontology annotation, biological process: chromatin remodeling. Lineage: Eukaryota; Fungi; Ascomycota; Dothideomycetes; Mytilinidiales; Mytilinidiaceae. Gene Ontology annotation, cellular component: Ino80 complex. The record is from RefSeq and is a predicted model, not a curated record. The transcript is spliced from 2 exons. Bases 1 to 777 code for a protein of 258 amino acids.